AUGGAGAGGAGUAGCGACAAUCAAGGAAGUGGCGGCUCUGGCCGUGGUCGCGGCGGCACCGGAAGUAAUCGUGGUGGCGGUGGUGGCAGAGGUGGGAAUUACCCACGUAACCAACACCAUCAGCAGGGUCAGUAUCAAAGUGGUGGUGGUGGAAGAGGAGUAGGUAGGGGUUGGGUUCCCAUCCAGACCGGUGAUCAGCAGCGGGGUAAUAGGCCGCAUCAAAGAGGUCAAGGUGGUGGCGCGUACAGGCCACAUCAACAGAGUGGUCAGGGUGUGGGGCCUACAAGGGUGGAAUCAAGUGAAGGUUGUGUGGUUGGUGGAGGAGGAGGAGCGGAUGGUGGAAGAGGAGUGUGGACUUGGAGGCCUAGGGGACCCACUUUUGUGCCUGGUCAAUCCCAACCUGGGUCUUUGCCUGGUAGCGACAACCGUGGAAGUGGUGGCUCUGGCCAUGGUCGGGGCGGCGGCGGUGGUAGAGGUGGGAAUUACCCACGACACCAGUACCAUCAGGAGGGUCAGUAUCAAGGAGGUAGUGUUGGCGGAAGAGGACGGGUUUGGGUUCCUACCCAGAUCGGUGGUCAGCAGCGGGGUAAUUACCCCGUUCACAAAGGUCAGAGUGGUGGGUCUGUUCAGUCUCCGUCUCCGUCUCCGUCUCCGUCUCAGAGAGUUCCUGAUCAAACGAAUCCUAGUAUUCCUCUUAACUUAUUUCUUUAUAUCUUAAUGCGAAUAUGA
Ilex paraguariensis (yerba mate) is the source of this 729-nucleotide messenger RNA. The record is from the annotation of a GenBank genome assembly. NCBI's taxonomy places the organism in Eukaryota, Viridiplantae, Streptophyta, Magnoliopsida, Aquifoliales, Aquifoliaceae.